Messenger RNA from Strongylus vulgaris, 668 nucleotides. The record is from the annotation of a GenBank genome assembly. NCBI's taxonomy places the organism in Eukaryota, Metazoa, Nematoda, Chromadorea, Rhabditida, Strongylidae.
AUGGGGGAUGGCAUUCCCGAGCAGCUGCUCCAACGAUAUGCAAAGUCCUGUGAUGAUCAUCUUCCGCUACCUCCUCCUAUGCAUGAAAACAAGAUUUCGAUUAGUGUCAGAAGUCUGCCCAAUUCCGUUCAGAUCCCAGUCUGCACGGAGUUAACGAAGUGGGAUUUCUUUGACCAAUACUUUCCCCGACAAGAGCCCGUCAUUGUUAAGGGAUUGAAUAGACACUGGCCUGCAGUCCAGAAUUGGAGCUUCAAUCAUCUUCAUAAAAUCUUGUGUCAUCGUGUGUUACCUGUGGAACAAGGCUCGAAAUACACUGACUCUGAUUGGGCACAAAUGCUAAUGACAGGCUCACAGUUCUUUAACACUUGUACACUUCCAGCGGAUGAGAAAGGCCCGCUUUAUCUUGCUCAGCAUCGCUUAUUCAAUCAAGUACCUCAGCUUCGUGAAGACAUCUCUCUUCCAUUGUAUUGCGACCAUUGUGAGUUCGACGAAGUGGACAAGAAUUGUUGGAUUGGACCUGGUGGUACCAUAUCACCUUUACAUACGGAUCCACGUGAAAAUGUAUUCUCACAAGUAAGCUCUUUUGCUAUAACUAAUUGGCGCUAUUCCACCCACUGUCCUAAAUUUUCUAGAUAUUUCGUCCAAAGUUUGUCAGGGCAUUAUUGACU